This is a messenger RNA of Peromyscus maniculatus bairdii (prairie deer mouse), 1472 nucleotides long. RefSeq names its product adenosine deaminase (gene Ada). NCBI's taxonomy places the organism in Eukaryota, Metazoa, Chordata, Mammalia, Rodentia, Cricetidae. Gene Ontology annotation, biological process: negative regulation of adenosine receptor signaling pathway; hypoxanthine salvage; adenosine catabolic process. Gene Ontology annotation, cellular component: external side of plasma membrane; cytosol. The record is from RefSeq and is a predicted model, not a curated record. Gene Ontology annotation, molecular function: adenosine deaminase activity.
GUGGGCGGGGAGUGGGCAGGACCGACCAGGGCAGCCCGGUAAAAAAGAGCGCGGCGCUCUGCCUUCUCUGAGAGCCCUCGGGACGCGACCCCGCCACCGAGCCAGCGCCGACCCAACGAGCUUCAGCAGAGGGAUCAGCGUCGGGGUGCACACUCGGUACCAUGGCCCAGACGCCCGCUUUCAACAAGCCCAAAGUAGAGCUGCAUGUCCACCUGGAUGGAUCCAUCAAGCCGGAAACCAUCUUAUACUAUGGCAAAAAGAGAGGCAUCGCCCUCCCAGCAGACACAGUGGAGGGGCUGAACAACAUCAUCGGCAUGGACAAGCCCCUUUCGCUCCCAGGAUUCCUGGCCAAGUUUGAUUACUACAUGCCUGCUAUCGCGGGCUGCAGGGAGGCCAUCAAAAGGAUCGCCUAUGAGUUUGUGGAGAUGAAGGCCAAGGAGGGUGUGGUGUAUGUGGAAGUGCGCUACAGCCCACAUCUGCUGGCCAACUCCAAAGUGGACCCAAUCCCCUGGAACCAGACUGAAGGGGACCUCACCCCUGAUGAGGUUGUGGAUCUUGUGAACCAGGCCCUGCAGGAGGGAGAGCAAGCAUUCGGAGUCAAGGUCCGAUCCAUACUAUGCUGUAUGCGCCACCAACCCAGCUGGUCCCCUGAGGUGCUGGAACUGUGUAAGAAGUACCAUCAGAAGACCGUGGUGGCCAUCGACCUGGCUGGUGAUGAGACCAUCAAAGGAAGUAGCCUCUUCCCAGGCCACGUGGAAGCCUAUGAGGGGGCUGUGAAGAGUGGCAUUCACCGCACCGUCCACGCUGGGGAGGCGGGCUCUGCUGAAGUCGUGCGAGAGGCUGUGGACGUACUCAAGACAGACAGGGUAGGACAUGGCUACCACACACUGGAGGAUGAGGCCCUCUACAAGAGGCUACUACAAGAAAACAUGCACUUUGAGGUCUGCCCCUGGUCCAGCUAUCUCACAGGCGCCUGGGAUCCCAAAACGGAGCAUGCAGUUGUCCGCUUCAAGAAAGACAAGGCCAACUACUCACUCAACACGGACGACCCGCUCAUCUUCAAGUCCACCCUGGACACUGACUACCAGAUGACCAAACGGGACAUGGGCUUCACUGAGGAGGAGUUCAAGCGACUGAACAUCAAUGCGGCCAAGUCGUGCUUCCUCCCCGAGGAAGAGAAGAAGGAGCUUCUGGAACGACUCUACAGAGAAUACCAAUGGUCGCCACAGGCUGAAGCAGGGCAGGUUCCCUGAAGAUGGCAAGGCCACUUCUGAGCCUCAGCCUGUGGAUGGAGUCUUCACAACUCUACGACACUUACCUUCAUUCCUUCCAGACCGUGGAGUGGCCAGGUCUGUCCUCUGAUCGGGUGUUCUGGCCAGGGCCCAGGGGCCUUGCCAAUCGUGGGUAUGAAUUGGAAACCUUCCUUCUAAGGCUGAAAACCUGGUGUUCAAUAAAGCAGCUGGUGACUGGUA